Prunus mume (Japanese apricot) is the source of this 417-nucleotide messenger RNA. The record is from RefSeq and is a predicted model, not a curated record. NCBI's taxonomy places the organism in Eukaryota, Viridiplantae, Streptophyta, Magnoliopsida, Rosales, Rosaceae.
AUGGCUCUUGUGAAAGCAGCUGAUCCACAGACCUCCUCUUCUAAUGCUUCUCGAUAUUGUCGUUAUCACGUGUUCCUGAGUUUCAGAGGCCAAGACACUCGCAAGACUUUCUCUGACCACCUCUACACGGCCCUUGUGAACGCCGAAUUUCGUACUUUCCGAGACGACGAUGAAGUCGAGAGAGGAGAAGGUAUCAAGCCCGAACUGCAGAAAGCAAUCAAACAUUCACGAACUUCUGUUAUUGUAUUUUCGAAGGACUACGCGUCGUCCACAUGGUGCCUUGACGAGCUCGUCCUGAUCCGUGAAAUUCUUUUAAUUUCAGAAGAUUUUGAAGAAGAGAGCACUUAUUCCACUAUAUUAGUUGGACUUGGAAGGGCCACAGGAUCUGAAGCCAUGAAAUUUACUAUCUUCUCAUGA